This is a messenger RNA of Coccinella septempunctata (seven-spotted ladybird), 2998 nucleotides long. RefSeq names its product band 4.1-like protein 5. Lineage: Eukaryota; Metazoa; Arthropoda; Insecta; Coleoptera; Coccinellidae. Gene Ontology annotation, cellular component: cytoskeleton. The record is from RefSeq and is a predicted model, not a curated record. Bases 157 to 2190 code for a protein of 677 amino acids. Gene Ontology annotation, molecular function: cytoskeletal protein binding. The transcript is spliced from 8 exons.
GUUUCGUUCGUUUUUCGAUGAUCGAUCAAUGGCCGCCAUGAGUUUUUCAACAAAAAGUGAUUAAACAUUUAAAUCGAAUACAAAUAUAUCACAAAUCAACAGUUUUUUAUAUGUAUACUUAUGAAUUGAAAAAGUAAAUUCAAAUUUCGACUGAAAAUGUUCAGAUUCUUGAGUGGGAAAAGGAAAAAUACCACGCAAAAUCAGGGGGACAAGGUUGAUUCAAGGAAUAGUGCCCAUAAUAAAAACUUAUUAGUGUGCAAGGUGGUACUUUUGGACGGUUCUGAACUUUCUAGAGAACUAACGAAAAAAGCUCUCGCUGGCGAUUUAUAUGAACAAGUGUUUUAUUCACUGGACAUUAUAGAAAAGGAAUAUUUCGGACUCCAAUUCACAGAUGUAAAUCAUGUGAAGCAUUGGCUGGAUCCUAAUAAACUUAUAAGGAAACAGUUGAAAAUUGGACCUCCGUACACCCUUUUCCUAAAAGUAAAAUUCUAUUCAUCUGAGCCUAGCAACCUCAGAGAAGAACUGACCCGUUAUCAGUUUUUCCUCCAGCUCAAACAGGAUGUGCUCGAUGGCAAAAUCGAUUGCCCCAAACAAACUGCGGUGGAGCUGGCAGCUUUGGCCUUGCAGUCAGAACUUGGCGACUUCGACGAAACCCAACAUACCGCAGGUACGGUAUCUGAGUUUCGUUUUGUCCCAGAUCAAACGGAAGAAAUGGAGAUUGAUAUUUUGAACGAGUUCAAAAAGCUCAGGGGGUUGACCCCCGCGCAGGCUGAAAUGCAGUAUCUCAAUAAGAUUAAGUGGUUGGAAAGUUACGGUGUAGAUACUCAUAUAGUUUUGGGAAAAGAUGGGAAUGAGUAUAAAUUAGGUCUCACACCAACCGGUAUAUUGUUGUAUGAAGGAAAACAGAAAAUUGGACUAUUUUUUUGGCCCAAAAUAACCAAAUUGAAUUUCAAGAAGAAAAAAUUAACCAUUGUUGUAGUGGAAGACGACGAUGAUGGUAGGGAACAAGAACACACCUUUGUUUUCAGGUUACAUAACGAAAAGGCAUGUAAACACCUGUGGAAAUGUGCCGUCGAGCACCACGGCUUCUUCAGGCUUCAAGAACCGGUCAAAGGUGGCUCGACCAGACAAAACUUCUUUCGUAUGGGCUCCAGGUUCCGUUACUCCGGCAAGACGGAAUACCAGAGCGCUCACAGGAGCAGGGUCAGGAGAACGGUGCAGCUCGAGAGGAAACCCAGCCAAAGAUACGGCAGGAGACAGAGCCACAUCCUCAGAGAGAAACAGAUGAAGGAACAGGCGGCCAAACAGGAAAACGUAACUACGGAAGUUCCAACAUCUUCGGUGAGAUGCAGCGGAAGAUCGGUCAAAUCCAACACUUCCAUUAAUACUAACACAGACUCGAUAUACGCGAAGGUUAACGAGGAUACCACCAAACCGAUGACCCCGACGGGGCCUGAAAGUUUGGGGUUGGUUAGUCAGAGCAGCUUCGGGAAGUCUUCGAUCGAAAGAGGGUCUUUAGGUCGGAAUUCUGUGGGUAAAGGUUCGAUUUCUUCGGCGUGUGGCAGUCGGGUGUGUUCGCCGACAGGAAGUAAGACCGAUACUCUGACCAGGAAUAAGCAGAAGAAUUCUAAUUUGAUGUCGGGUAGCAGUUCGCCGGCUGUGAGUCCAACUUCCGAUCCACAGCUCGACUUGCUGAUAAUGAGUCUGGCCAAGGAAACGUUGACUGGGGUCAAUACGAAGACAGAUAACGACAUGAAUAAACUCGAAGAUCCCGACAACGAUUCUAAGAAACUCUUGUGCGAAAUACCCAACAACAUCAAAACGUCGGGUGGGGCUAAGCCUCUACCACCGGGACAACUCACUUGCAACAUCCUCAAAGCUUUUACCAAACAGGAUGAGUCUCCCCUGCUCUCUCCCUCCUUCGGCUCGAAAUUGACCAACCAGAUGUUCGUGGCAGCACCGUCCAACGACGAGAACAACUUGAAUUCCUUAAACGCCGCCACUUUCGUCUCCGUGCAGGAAAUAGGGCACGAAUCGUCCAGACUGCCCAACGGGGAAGCUCUGUCCACUGUUGCCUCUAAAGUUUCACCCUGGUUGGUGUCUUCGGAGGUCGUUUCGGCUCCCGUUACCAAAGUUAGCCCCAACGAAUUAACCAUCGUUAGAAAAUCCGUCAUAACGACUCAGCUCUAACGUUUUGUUUUUUUUUUCGAACAGGGUGCGUUGGUUCGGGUCCGAAGUGUCAUUGGUUGUCAGUUUUGACAGCUCGAGUUGCUAACCUCCAUCGUGAUAUGACGUAAUAUAACCUAAACAUUUUGACAGAUGGCAGGUGUGGUUUAAGUAAGUUGUUAGUAUUUUUAGUCCUGUUACAUCACAGUUAGAUGUAUUUGGCGUGGUAGGUGAUCCGUCAUCUAUUAAGUGUACUUAAUUCCAAACUUGUGAUAAAAUUCCUCUUAUUAGUAUUAUUCUGCUCUGCGAAGCAUUUUAACAAUUUUCCUUCCAGUUUUUUAUGAAUUAGGGAUGAAUUUUCCGAGUAUGUUUGAAGAAUGGAAAUUCUUGAUUUAGACGAGGAAGAGGUGAGGUCGAAAGGAGAUGAUUUCUUGAGUUUGCCUCUAGAGUUAUACAUAUUUUUUUAUUUUUGAGAUGAAUAUUUUUUUUAAUUCGAUAAUGUUAGACUCAGUAAUUUUAUCAAACUUGUAUUAUAAUUAUUUUUCGAUUUUGUUAUACUUGGUUUCUGAUGUUGUAGAAAGUCUAGGGGACCAAGUGAAUUAAAUACUUCGAAAAUCAAACAGAGAUGUGAUAAAAAUCGGAGAGUAUAUAUUUUUGCGACGGCAGUUUUUAAAGCAACUAGUGUAUUUCAGGCCUAUCCUAUACAAAAAUUGUGCCAUUCCAAAACUAACAGGAAGUUGAACGAAUUAAUGAUGACAAGACUUAUUAUAUCUCCGUCCUUAUACAAAUUGUAUUUGCUGCUAUAUGUAAUAAAUUUUAUAGUCUGUUUUAA